CAAAUCAAUCGAAAUUAAGACGCGUGCUAUAAUGGGUAUACAACCGAUCUCUACAGCUUCAUCGCCACUCCCCCUUUUUAGGGCUCCGAGUUGUCCGCCAGGCUUACAGUGGGACGCUAUGUCUAUGAUCUGUCUCCCGAAUAUGGAUACUGAUCAAUAUAUGCCACCUGGACUUCCUGUGCCUCAGUGGAACCCGCCUGCACAAAGGCCAGUACAAAAGGGAAAUUCUAGCGGUGGCACUAGGGAAAGUCCCGGAGGAAAGCCUGUGCCACGUCCUGUUGGAAAACCUGGUGGUAGCACUGGCGGAGGCUCUGGGGGAAGUCCUCAGAAUAAGCCCGUAGAAAGUUCUGAAGGAAAUGCUGGAGCCAAACCAGCAGGUCGUCCUGAGAGCAAACCAGGAGGUAGCUCUGGCGGAGCUCCUGUAGGAAGUCCUGGCGGAAAACCUAUAGAAAGUCCCAUAGGAAAACCUGGGGGCGGGGCUGAAGGCUCGAAGGGACGUCCCGGAGAAAACCCGAUUGGAAGUCCUGGAGGAAAACCUGCAGGUAGUUCUGGAGGAUCCCAGAACGUAAAUACCAACGAUAUUAAUAUAGGCUCAUUCUAAAAAAUGAAUUAAAAGUGUAACUUCAAUGAAUUAUGAAUAUUCAACAUUGUUUAAAUAAAAUGAUUGGCGAAUUUGGUUUUUAGUUGAA
This is a messenger RNA of Drosophila teissieri, 689 nucleotides long. Its product is annotated as translation initiation factor IF-2. The transcript has a single exon. NCBI's taxonomy places the organism in Eukaryota, Metazoa, Arthropoda, Insecta, Diptera, Drosophilidae. The record is from RefSeq and is a predicted model, not a curated record. Bases 32 to 601 code for a protein of 189 amino acids.